Messenger RNA from Lepisosteus oculatus (spotted gar), 6910 nucleotides. RefSeq names its product DENN/MADD domain containing 1A (gene dennd1a). Gene Ontology annotation, cellular component: cytosol; clathrin-coated vesicle. Gene Ontology annotation, biological process: endocytosis; endocytic recycling. The record is from RefSeq and is a predicted model, not a curated record. Gene Ontology annotation, molecular function: guanyl-nucleotide exchange factor activity; phosphatidylinositol phosphate binding. Lineage: Eukaryota; Metazoa; Chordata; Actinopteri; Semionotiformes; Lepisosteidae.
GUGACCAUGGCGUGUGCUAUGACUGUCUGACGCAGGGUACAGGAAAAAUAUUGAAAUAAUUGCGCUGCGUUCUGCAUUCACACUGCUAGACCCGGAUAUUUUGAAAACUGAAAAUGGGGUCUCGGAUAAAGGACAAUCCUGAGACCACCUUUGAAGUAUAUGUGGAAGUGAUACAUCCAGGGUCUGCAGGAACAGAUCCUGAGGUGCGAAGGCAAUUCCCCGAAGACUACAUCGACCAGGAAACUCUUCAGACUUUGACCAAGUUUUGUUUCCCCUUCUAUGUGGACAGCCUGACGGUCAGCCAAGUCGGCCAGAACUUCACAUUUGUGCUCACUGACAUUGACGGCAAGCAGAGGUUUGGCUUCUGCCGCUUAUCAUCGGGGGCCAGGAGCUGCUUCUGUGUUCUGAGCUAUCUUCCCUGGUUUGAAGUGUUCUACAAGCUCUUGAAUAUCUUGGCUGAUUACACGGCGAAGGGGCAGGAUAAUCACUGGAAGGAGCUUCUGGAGACACUUCAUUCACUUCCUGUCCCAGAGCCUGGAGUGCCUGUUCACCUCAGUGUGCAUUCCUACUUUACUGUGCCUGAUAUUAGAGAACUCCCCAGUAUCCCAGAAAAUAGAAACUUAACUGAAUAUUUUGUAGCAGUAGAUGUCAAUAACAUGCUUCACCUGUAUGCUAGUAUGCUUUAUGAACGCCGAAUCAUCAUCUGCUGUAGCAAACUAAGCACUUUAACUGCCUGCGUCCAUGGGUCAGCAGCAAUGUUAUACCCUAUGUACUGGCAACAUGUUUACAUUCCCGUUCUGCCUCAACACUUGAUAGACUACUGCGGUGCCCCUAUGCCCUACCUCAUCGGAGUGCAUUCUAGUUUAAUGGAGAAAGUGAAAUGCAUGGCUCUGGAAGAAGUGGUGAUCCUCAAUGUGGACACCAACACACUAGAAACACCGUUUGAUGAUCUUCAAAGUCUUCCUAAUGAUGUGGUUUCUGCCCUGAAGAACAGGCUCAAGAAAGUAUCCACAACCACAGGGGAUGGCGUGGCGCGUGCAUUUCUGAAAGCACAGGCAGCACUCUUUGGGAGCUACAGAAACGCUCUGAAAAUUGAACUGGAAGAACCAAUAACAUUCGAUGAGGAUGCUUUUGUGUCUCACCGUUCGAGUGCCAUGAGGCAGUUUCUUCAGAACGCCAUUCAGCUCCAGCUGUUCAAACAGUUCAUUGAUGGACGGCUAGAGCUGCUUAAUUCUGGAAAGGGAUUCAGUGACAUCUUUGAAGAGGAGAUUAAUAUGGGAGAAUAUGCUGGCAGUGAUAAAACAUACCACCAAUGGCUUUCAACGGUAAAGAAAGGCAGCGGAGCCAUAAUAAACACAGUGAAAACUAAGGCAAACCCAGCAAUGAAAACCGUUUACAAGUUCGCAAAGGACCAUGCGAGAAUGGGAAUAAAGGAGGUGAAAAAUCGAUUGAAGCAAAAGGACAUCGCUGAGAAUGGCUACUCGGUGGCGGCAGAAGAGUCACAGCAGAGGGGCGUGGCUUCCCCGCUGACAGACAGGAAGGAAGUGAAGCAACGCGAUGAGCGCCGGCCAAUCACAGUGCACUUUGGGCAGGCUCGUCCACCUCGGCCGCUGGUGGCGAAGAGGCCCAGGAGCAACGUGGCAGUCGAAGGCCGAAGAACGUCAGUGUCCAGUCCAGAACAGCCCCAGCCUUAUAAGACGCUGAAAGAUUCAGAUAUCGCAGAGGGAGAAGAGGCCCAAGAGUCUCAGAGAGUCCUGGGACACACGGCGCCGCCCAGCCCCGUGGCCUCAGACAAGAUCACAGAGAUCAACCUCCUGGACGACAUCUUCAACACUCUGGACAUCGACUCGGACAGCCAGCCCCUGAGCCAAGCCAAGAGCCUGGAGGACCUCAGGACGCCCAAAGAGGAAGAGGGGCAGCAGGUGAAGUUCGGCUACCAGCGCAUGGAUCUCAGCGCCGCUGACCGCACCCGGACCCUGCCGGGACUGAAGCACUCCAACCCGUACAACAAGCUGUGGAGCCCGGGCCUGGACGACGCGGCCGUUCCCGCUGGGGGCUCGCUGGGCCCCGAGAGGCCUGCGCCCGCCCCCCCCGCGGAGCCCGCGGACCCGCAGCGGCCCCCCUCCAGGGAGAGCUGCGCGGCCGCCUUCGACAAGACAGAGCCCGCCGCCGCCGGGGGCCAGAGCAGCAUCACCAUCCCGCGCCCGCAGGGACGCAAGACGCCGGAGCUGGGCAAGGGGCUUCCCCCGCCAGUCCCCCAGCCCAGGGGAGGGAAGACCCUUCCUUUGGCCGGAGACGCGGGAAAGGCGGCGCCCGACUUUGCCUUCCAGCAGGAGACCUUGGGCACCAAAGGUGGCGGACAAGAAUUCAGGCAGGCUUUGAAUGCGUCCCCCCUCCCCUCACACCUCGCUGGCCCCGACAUCCUAAAGCCAAUUAAAGUCAGCUCUGAAAGUGGCAGUGAUGACCUAUUAAGCCUGUUAGACCCCUUGAGCGCGGCAGUAGGCUCGCAGAGCAGCACCCAGAUAAACAACCCUCCCAUGGGGGCGGCCUCGGCGCCCACAAUGGCCACCAGCUCCGCUCUUUUUCCCUCUGUAGGGGCUGACUUUAACACUCCGUGCCCGGCAUUCGCUCAGCAGCAGGGGUAUCCCCAUCCUGUAACCCCGAUGGCACAGUUCCCACAGGUUUCUCUCAACCCUUUCACUCAGAACUUGCAUUACACACCGACGGGUCCCCCAGGGACCCACUACGUCGGUCCUGUUAGUAACCCGUUCCGCUCGGCUUACAUACCUCCCGGUACAGGAUAUUUCCAGACUCCCCCUAAGCCCCACUAUGCUGGCUCACCCUUAUCAGCUGUCUUCAGCCAGCCCACCUCUCUGGGGCAAGGGUACAUCCACCAGAGCCAAAGCCCAGGAAAGCCAGCAAGCUUUCCACAGGCUGGUUCCUUAAGCAGCAGCAGCAGCAGCACUGCCACUGCCAACGUCCUUGACUCUAGGCCCGGCAAAGCCCCGCCGGAGAUGCCCCUGGCCGUGCCAAAGUCCCUGCCUGCAGGGGAAGAGCCACCGGAUUACCCAGGCAGACCCCAGGAGGUGCCUCAGGAUCCCUUUGAGGAUUUGUUGACCGUCACAAAGAAGGAAGUGGAGGUCCCCACGCAGAGGAGAGUAGACCACCUUCGAAAAAGAUGGGAAACCUUUGAGUGACCUGGGGGCACGGAGGGGUCACUGUGAUUUGUAGCUGCAUCGACUGAUUUAAUGUGACUUUGGACUCCAGCCGUAUAGUUCUGCACUGGAAGAUUUGUCCUUUUGUUUUCGGUUUUUAACACAGAGGGGUACCGGUUGAACCGUUGUGCUGAGGGGGGAAUUGAGGUGUAGCUGGCACUGAAGUAACGGCACAGUUGCAAACAGACACUUGAGGUUUUCUGACCCGUUUGCUCCUGCUGGCAUCCCAGUCGGCCAGCUGCAUAACGUCCUUCUGCUGUAUUUGUAAGUUGAAGCCAAUUUAUCGUUGGAGGUGUAGAUGGAGUAAAACCGACCCACCCUGCUUCAGUACAUAUUUACAAUACCUUGCCCAUGUUGUGUAAUUUCACAGUAUUCUGCAGAAGUCAGUUGAUUUCUUUGCAGACGUUUUUAUUUUGCUUCUGCUAGAAUUGGUGAUUUAAUCUUAUAAAAGUGACCUAUGUUCUCAAUGGAUGCUGGUCACUUUGCUUCGGCUUCAUGUACAGUGUAAUUGAUACCUCUAAGUAGAGCUCAAUAGCUACAAUGCAAGGCUCACUAGCUAGUUAACUGCCUUCUUUACAACUGUAUUUUGCUUUUGUAGAAUUCAGUCUGCAUUCAAUGAUUUUGCUUGUAGAAGACAUUUUUACUGUAUAAGAGCAUAAAGCAAAAAAGCCUUUGUUAGUUUUCCGUAGAUGCAUUUUAACACAAAGCAUAUUCUCCUGUGAUAGUUUUAGCAAAGAACAAUAGUGAUAUUUAGUAGGGUUUUUGUUUGUUAUGUUAACAGUGUUACAAUUGGUGGAGCAGACUUCCAAUUUGAGUUGGAUUUUUGUGUCUUUCACAGAGAUAUUUAACCAAACGUUGACAAAAGCAAGUGACCUUUCGGGCAGUUAAAUUGAGGGAAAACUGCACCCAUUUCAUUAAUAUUUUCAUUAUGCAAAUGCAGUGUCUAUUUCAAAGCAUAAACACUUAUUCAUCAUUCAGUAUGGUAUUCUAGUAGAAGUGUAUUUAAAAUAUGAAAUUGCUGUUUCAGAAUUUUUUUAUGGAUAUUCCUUACAAUACCAAAAGGAAGAAGAUUCGGUUUAUGUAUAAAUCUUGUUUGUAACAUAAUUUGUAUAAUAUUUAAAUUCACUCAAAGGUAUACACUGUAUUUUGGCCUUAUUAGAGUAGAAUUAAAAAUGACAACUUUAGUGACUUUUUUCAUCAUUAUGUUUGUGUGUUUUAAGACAAUCAACAGUUUGUUGUUGUUAUAUAUAUAUAUUAGAUCAAGGUUAUGUAUUCCAAAUGGUAUACCGAUGUAACGAGAGUGAAGUCCUUUAACAAAUGGUUAAAAAAUAAUAAUCCAUAUAAUUAUGUGGAUGUACUGACACCAUUCUGACUUCACUUUAUCUUUACAAGUGUAAUUUUUUAAAUGUAGUCUUCCACCUAAUUCAAGUUUCUCUGUUUCUGUUAGGGAGUCCUUUGAUCUUAUUUAUCCUGGGACGUACCUAUAGCUCGUUAGCUUUAUUUCAUUUUCAAGGCCUUCACAGGUCACAGUGCAAUUGAAAGCUUUAAGGAACCAUGUUGAGGUCGUGGAAGAUACUCACACUGCAGAUCCAAUGGUUUCUGUGGGUUAAUUAUUGAGUGAAUGUAAUGAAACUUGCAAUGUAUUAUGAGGUCGUUUUGAAACACAGCAACAAGACAGUAUAGCUUAUCACUUAUAAAUCAAUUGCCAUCUGUAUUGCUUAACUUUGUUAUGUUUUUUUAAUUUAAUUGCCAGUUACUUACCGAUAUCAAACACUCCCUCUUCUUAAAAUAUCUAAGCAAAGCUGGAGGCAUUGGUGAUCUGAAAACACAGAGGAACCUGGCUUGUAAUGGAGUGAUAUUUAUUCCUGUGUUAUUAGCUAGCAAUAUUUAAGGCAGAAUUUGCUUCUUCUUUACAGCAGUCACAAUAUUGAAAGACUGUUUUAAAUUUAAUUUUUGGGUAAAGAUGAGGUCAGCUAGUAUUGAGGAGAAGGUCAUUUGAAAAGCAAGGAACUGUGAGCAAUUAAAACGAACCCAUUUGUCUGCUUUAUUCAUAAUAAUAACAGUUCUUUAGUGCAGUAAUGAUUUGCUGAGUGUUUCCCCAGUUCUAGUCUUAAGGACCCUUUCAUCUCCCAGGUGAUCGCUUUAUCUGAAAAUUAUUUAGGAAAGAAUCAACUUUACACUGAAUAAUUCACACAAAUGAUUUAGAUCCCAGAAUAUGUUAUUACUGGAAAGCAAAGCAGGAAUGCAUUCACAAUAAAGAUCAGAAGCUUGUUGGAUGAAAAAUCUUACCCAUUGGUAUGUUUCAACAAUUAGAAGGCAAAUAAAACAUUAGCCUGACUUGUGCUGUUGCUGGAAAUGAAUUAGUAAUAUAUCACUAUAUUGAUUUAUUUUAUCAUUCAGUUGUUAAAAAACAAAUUAUCUUUUAAUGUCUUGGGCUUGUAACAGAUGUACAAUGUUUAAUAAGAAACAGCAACAGAUACCUCAGUUCCAAAAAGAAAACAUAGAAGCACGUCAAAAAGGUUGAAAACUGUAAGACUAAAAAACGUCACUACACAUUUUAUUUUGCUUACGAGAUGAAUGUUAUUGAAACUAAGGCUGACAGUCAACCAGGAUGAAUUUGUUCCCUUUUAAAAAAAAACUUUAAAAUGGUUCCUUACUUUACAGUAAAUGAAAAACAUAAAAUAAAAAAAUUGGGUUAAGUGAACAUACUUUUUAAGUUCUAUACUGAACUUUUCUUUUUAUGAUGUAGUUCAGUCUGACUAAAAAUGCAAAUCCCGACAAAACACAGCUGGUAUUAUUCAGUUUCUAAAAAGCAGAGGUUAUCGGUUGGAUAAGAAAUCACCUCUGCCAGCCUUUUUAUUUAAUAUCAGGCAUUUUAUCAUCUAAGAAAAAUGAAAGAUGUAUGGAAUGCAGACAGGAGCCACCUGCAAAUCCGGUUUGUGGCCAACACACUCAAAGGGGACGCAUUUGAUCUUUUGUACAAAAUAAAUUUUUUAAAAAUUAUGAAAGACGCUGCAGUGCAACUGGCAUUACAUGAUGUGAAAGUUCAAAUAAAAGUGUGGCCUUACCAUAAGAGAAAGCUCAAAGUCAGCUAGUACCAGUCGGUCAUUUUAAUCGAAGCAUGUCCUGUGUCAUUUCAUGUUCUUUUUUCCAAGAGUAUAUCCUGUUAAACUGUGAAACAUAGGCUUGUUUUUAUUGACUUUACUGCCAUUUAGGACUCGGGAAACUGUCGGGUGAUUUGUAUUUUGUUUUGCUUGGAUUUCUUGUUGUUUUUUUUUUGUUUUAAUACAUCAGUAUUAAAUAGCACAAGUUUAUCAUCUACCCCAUAAUCCUACUUUGGCUUUUAUUACCUGUUUUUUGCACAUUGUGUUUCCUUUUACUUCUUUUUAUACAAUUGUGUGUUGUUUGUAUUUUACAGACUUGGGAGGAAUCGCCACUUAUUUUUCUUCCUGAGGACAUCUCGUUCUUUUCCAUCUUUAAUUUAUUAAUUCGAUUACUUCAUACACGGGAACAGGCAUUUCAAAAUACACUUAUUAUUACACAAGCGGUGCAUCUACAGUUAAGACCCUUUAUUGUGCCAUGGAAUCCUAUUAAGUGAUAAACUUUGACCAGUGCUUUUUUUCUGUGCUUUUAAAUUGAGAUUUGUCAGGUUCAUAUUAUUUCACAAUUAUGAAUAAACUACCACCUAAAAAGUA